Molecule: messenger RNA, 1385 nt
Organism: Stegodyphus dumicola
Lineage: Eukaryota; Metazoa; Arthropoda; Arachnida; Araneae; Eresidae
Product: mitochondrial carnitine/acylcarnitine carrier protein-like
Biological process (GO): carnitine transmembrane transport; mitochondrial transport
Cellular component (GO): mitochondrial envelope
Molecular function (GO): O-acyl-L-carnitine transmembrane transporter activity
Source: RefSeq, a predicted model, not a curated record
UUCAGAUCGACAGAGUUUGGCCAAAUUCUUUGGUUUGGCAACGACGUAUUGUCAACAAAUAAAUUAGCAUGUGAUAGACGUUAUAGGAUAAUUUUCUUGUCUAAUAUAAUUUUUGUAGUGUAGUUUAAAAGUAAUUAUGUCCGAGAAACAGAGAACAAGUCCUAUUAAGAAUUUCUUGGCGGGUGGUGUUGGUGGCAUUUGUUGUGUAGCCGCUGGGCAUCCUUUAGAUACAAUUAAAGUACGCUUGCAAACAAUGCCAAAGCCAGCAAUGGGAGAGCUUCCAAUGUAUUCUGGAACAUUUGACUGUGCAAAGAAGACUAUUAUAAAAGAGGGUUUCUUUGGUCUUUAUAAAGGUAUGGCAGCUCCAAUCACUGGUGUGACUCCCAUGUUUGCAGUCUGCUUUUUUGGCUUUGGUGUAGGGAAAAGGCUUCAACAAAAGCACCCAGAAGAACAACUAUCAUUAAUUAAACUUUUUAAUGCUGGCAUGCUUUCUGGUGUCUUCACAACAGCUAUUAUGACUCCAGGGGAGAGAAUCAAGUGCCUUUUACAGGUUCAACAAGCUACAGUCACAAGUGGAGAAGCUAAAUAUGCUGGACCAAUUGACUGCGUUAAAAAAUUAUAUAAAGAAGGUGGUAUUAGGAGCAUUUAUAAAGGAACUGCUGCUACUCUUUUAAGAGAUGUACCAGCAAGUGGUAUGUAUUUUAUGUCAUACGAAUGGCUUCAAAGAGUGUUAACUCCACCAGGAAAAAGCCGGAAUGAUCUUAGCGUGUGGAGAACACUUUUAGCUGGAGGUACAGCAGGUAUUUGCAAUUGGAUGGUUGCUAUACCAGCUGAUGUGCUAAAAUCUCGCUUACAAACAGCUCCUGAAGGUACUUAUCCAAAUGGAAUAAGAGAUGUCUUUAGACAUGCAAUGAAAGAGGAAGGGGUUAGAGCUUUAUAUAAAGGGGCUACCCCUGUCAUGUUGAGAGCAUUCCCAGCAAAUGCUGCUUGUUUCAUGGGCUAUGAAGUUGCUAUGAAAUUCCUAAAUUGGAUGGCUCCAACUCUUUGAUAAUAAAUUUAUUAUUUAGAAGAACAAAUCUUCCAAUAAAUUAGUAUUUUAGAUUAAUCAUGUAUUUCAUUAGGUAUUUUCUAGUGCCUUGUGCAUGCCUGAAUAAGGAGCAUUUUCUCAUAUAUAUUAAAUAGGAAAUUUAAAAUACAAGUGCUUUUCAAAUGAAAUACUUGUUUUAAUUUUUCAAAGUUUUAUAUAAUUACAACUCAAGUUGAAAAGCUUUUUGAACAAGUACAACUGUUGUCUUUUACAGAGUUGUUUAUAAUUACACUGAAACUGUUGUUUGCAUAAAUAAAAAAAUAUUUUAUAUUUAUAAAUAAAAAGUUUGUUUUGGUUA